Penaeus vannamei (Pacific white shrimp) is the source of this 885-nucleotide messenger RNA. RefSeq lists its product as uncharacterized. The record is from RefSeq and is a predicted model, not a curated record. Lineage: Eukaryota; Metazoa; Arthropoda; Malacostraca; Decapoda; Penaeidae.
CUCUCUUUCGACGCCAUGGACGUGAUAGUGGUCACCAAGGGCAGCGUUGGGGCGAUAACGAAGGGGUAUAAAAGACCCAAUCAUUGUACAGGUUUUCACUCAAAUCAAGGACUCAGAGCUUUGAACAGACUCCACCUGGAACGGUUUUUAACGCUGCAUACAAGAAAGAUGGCCAGCACCCUUUCUCGCGCUCUUCCCCGUCUCGUCUCUUCCCUGCACACCACGCCCAUCCUCAGGCGCCCACGCUCUCACAAGACCCUCGCCAGGACCAUCACCAGCUUCCACGGCCUGCAGGGUCUCGCACAGCCAUGGCGGGUACCGACGGAAGAGGCUCCUGAGCUGGUGGAGAGCGGGGAACUGGCGCUGCACUUGGAGGCCCUCCAGCGCUGGCACGACGAGGCCGAGCUCCUAAGGGAGGUGCGAGUCCUUCCUCCGGGCGUUGACGACCAGAUCAACCUCGAGGCAGAGACUCGAGGCCAAGUCAAGGACCUGAUGGAGAGUCUGAUUGAGGAGGAAAUCCUGGACAUCCGUCGGGGUUGGGUCCUCGCCUCCAACUUUUAAGGCCUUCCGUAGUUCCAUUUCACUUCCUGGUCUCGCCUCUCCUGCCUGUUUCGUCUGUACCUUGAAUGCGUAGUUUUAGGAUACAGUGACUGUAACUCUCCUCUGAGUUACUGAUGAAAGGUUUUUUCUUUUGACAAGGGACAUUUCCCUAUAUAAUGUUUGUGUUGUAAUGACUCAACCCAUGUUAAACUAUAAAAAGGGUUGUUAAUUGAGGAUCUGCUUUUAUACUUAUGUGACUGCGAUUUUGUCGAUAUUGAACAAAAUAUCUCAUUUAGCAAAUAAAAGACUUAUUACUGAAUUUGACAAAUAAAAUACUUGUAUGUA